Fraxinus pennsylvanica is the source of this 342-nucleotide messenger RNA. The record is from the annotation of a GenBank genome assembly. NCBI's taxonomy places the organism in Eukaryota, Viridiplantae, Streptophyta, Magnoliopsida, Lamiales, Oleaceae.
AUGCAUUACCAAACGAAUUCUUAUUUAAAACUCAUUCAACGAUUGGCGCCCAAGAAUGCGGUGGUGAUAUUCAGCAAAAGUACAUGCUGCUUGUGUCAUGCCAUGAAGAAGCUCUUCUCCGGCAUGGGAGUGAACGCUACUGUUUACGAGCUGGACGAAGAUCCCAGAGGAAAAGAAAUGGAGAAGGCUCUCGUUUGGUUACCGGGUGUACCGGUGCCGGUGCCGGUGCUGGUGGUGUUCAUUUGUGGCAAACUGGUGGGUGCUGUGGACAAAGUCAUGACCUCUCACAUCAAUGGCACCCUUGUGCCUCUCUUGAAAGAGGCUGGUGCUAUCUCGCUUUGA